Messenger RNA from Caenorhabditis elegans, 2403 nucleotides. RefSeq names its product PIPK domain-containing protein (gene ppk-1). The record is from RefSeq and is marked reviewed. The coding region runs from base 4 to 1839 and encodes 611 amino acids. Gene Ontology annotation, molecular function: ATP binding; kinase activity; transferase activity. Gene Ontology annotation, biological process: phosphatidylinositol metabolic process. Lineage: Eukaryota; Metazoa; Nematoda; Chromadorea; Rhabditida; Rhabditidae. The transcript has 13 exons.
AUAAUGGCUUCUCGGUCCACAACAAUCGCCUUCAAACGAACUGGCGAUGCGGAAGAAGAAGGAAAACCUCCCGAGCAAGGCGACGAUAACGGAGAAAAGCAAGAAGCUCCGAUCCUCCGACCUGACAAUGAAGCCAAGGAUCUUCCAUUGAACACUUUGGGUAAUCAAACUUCACGAGAACAGCAAAAUACAAAGGAAAAGCUCGGACAUCGACGAAUUGACGAACAGGGUGGAGUUUCGUACAAAAAAGUACCCACGAAUGCUUUGAUGCAGGCAAUUCAACUAGGAAUUUCUAAUUCGAUAGGAAGUCUGGCGUCUCUUCCAAAUCGAGAUGUUCUUCUACAAGAUUUUGAAAAAGUAGAUAUCGUUGCUUUCCCAGCAGCUGGUUCCACAAUAACCCCAUCCCAUUCAUUCGGAGAUUUUCGAUUUCGAACGUACGCUCCAAUUGCUUUUCGUUAUUUUCGAAAUUUGUUUCACAUAAAGCCUGCUGAUUUUUUAAGAUCAAUUUGUACAGAGCCAUUGAAAGAGUUAUCAAAUGCUGGAGCAUCCGGAUCGAUAUUUUACGUGUCACAAGAUGAUCAGUUUAUUAUAAAGACGGUUCAACACAAAGAAGCGGAUUUCUUGCAAAAACUUUUGCCCGGUUAUUACAUGAAUCUCAAUCAAAAUCCACGAACUCUUCUCCCAAAGUUUUUCGGUUUAUUCUGUUAUCAAAGUCUUGGAAAGAAUAUUCGUCUCCUCGUGAUGAACAAUUUACUUCCACAAACAGUUACAAUGCAUGAAAAAUAUGAUAUGAAAGGAUCAACGUACAAACGAAUGGCCAAUAAAGCAGAACGAGCAAAACCACAUCCAACUCUCAAAGAUUUGGAUUUUCUCGAAAAUCACAAAGAUGGAAUUUUCAUUGACCCAACUGCGUUGGAAGCAUUAAUGAAAUCAAUUAGUAGAGAUUGUUUAGUGAUGGAAAGCUUUAAAAUUAUGGAUUAUUCACUUCUCGUUGGUAUUCAUAAUGUCGAAUUAGGAAUUAAGGAACGAGCCGAACAAAAUCGAGAAUCUCAUCCGGCUCCGUCCACGUCAAGUGACACAUUUUCUGGAGAAAAAGCUGAAAAUCAUAAAGUUUUACAAGAAAAGUUCAGUGUAUGGGAUACCGGAGAUGGAGAUGUACCACAUGGAGGAGUACCCGCAAGGAAUUCGAACGGAGAUCGACUUGUUCUUUAUUUAGGUAUUAUUGAUAUUCUUCAAAAUUAUCGACUAUUGAAAAAGAUGGAACAUACGUGGAAAGCAAUUCUUCAUGAUGGGGACACAAUUUCCGUGCACAACCCAAACUUCUACGCAUCUCGAUUUUUAACUUUUAUGACCGAAAAAGUUUUCAAAAAGGGAACAGCUCUGAAACAGUCGCCAUCUCGUAGACGGAUGUUAAAAGGAAAUAGUCAUGAAGAUGAUUCAAUUGUUAUUGUAAGCAGUGGACAUCGACAACAUCGAGAAUCUGAACGAGAUGGAUUGAAUAUGACGGUUACAGUAACCGAUGGAGCGAGUACAUCAACACCACGGGGAGAUACCACACAAUUUGGAUCUCAAACAGCACGAGAAUCUACUAGACUAUAUAAUAGAGAUUCUACAGGAAUCAAUGAGGAUCGGGCAAAUUCGGCCCGUGAACCUCCAUCGUCCAUGUCACGAGUACCUCUUCGAAGGUCUUACCGAGAUGCAGGACAAGCUAUGAGUGCUGAUAAGAAAGAGAAGAAGGUAGAACGAUUAUUCGCGCAGUCAAAACCAACCGACGAAAAAGUGCCCGAAGAACAGGAAGAAGCAGAGGAAAUUGUGAGUGGUGACACACCUGUCGCUUGAAGAAAGAUGCUUCUUCUUCAUCUUCUUCUUCUUCUUCUGGUCUUUCCAUCUUUCCAUUUAGACUCGAUUAUAGUUCUAUUGCAUCCACCAUUGCCGUUCAUUCUUCUUCUUCCGACAUAGUCUUCAGUUUCAACCAAAAUCUGCCAAUGUUCCUUUCAAAACGAUUGUGCCCUUUUCUCAUCGAGUUGUGAAAUAAUAUAAAUUUUUUGUUUCUUUUUUUCACUAUUUUUCCGCUUCCAAAUUCAAAUUUGGCUUUAGUUUCAACUUUCCAACAUUCGGAAUUUUCCAGUCAAGACCCGACCCUCCUUCUCUCCACGAAAUUGUGAUUGAUUUGUCCCCCUCGCCGAUUAGUAUCCACCCGCAAUAAAAUUUUAUAAUUUAAAAUUAUUUAUGCUACAAAAACUAAUGUAUCUAAUUUAAUUUUUUUAUCUCUUCCCUCUUAUCUUUGCCUCGAACUUUUUUGUAAUUUAUUAUUUUUCAAUUUUUCAAAUCCCCUCUCCAACCACCCCGGCUUUCUUCUCAUCGAUGUUUUACAGACGAAAUAAAAAGAUUUUCCAACUUAAA